This is a messenger RNA of Pyricularia pennisetigena, 654 nucleotides long. RefSeq lists its product as uncharacterized. The transcript has 3 exons. The record is from RefSeq and is a predicted model, not a curated record. The coding region runs from base 1 to 654 and encodes 217 amino acids. Lineage: Eukaryota; Fungi; Ascomycota; Sordariomycetes; Magnaporthales; Pyriculariaceae.
AUGCAGAUCAAGUCCAUCCUCAUGCUCCUCGCAGCGGCCUCGACCGCCGUUGACGCACUCACCAUCCCCGGCGGCACCGCCCUGGAAACCAGGGACUUUCCUCGUCCCGGCGCUGGCCUCUCUGCUCGGUCGCCGAACCCCCAGCCGCAGAACAACGGGGGUAAGAAUAAGGGCAAGGGCGGCGGCAACAACAAGGGCAAGGGUAAUGGGGGCGGUAACAAGGGCAACGGCAACGGCAACGGAAACGGUAACGGCAAGGACUGCGCGGCGGCCAAGAAGCUCCAAGCGGGCAUCGAAAAGAACAUCGAGGCGCAAAAGGGCGAGCUGGCGUCGGCCAACGAAAUCCGGGAGAUUGUGGGCAAGAACAAGGUCGACGCGGGCGAGUUCCAAAAGGCCAAGGAGGUGCUGCUGGGCCACGUCAACGACGGCAUCAAGCUGCGCGAGGAGAACCAAAAGAUUGCUCCCAAGGGCAACGCUGCCAUUGCCGGGCUUGCAAAGGUCGCCGAGGCGCAAAAGACGGAGCUUGAGCAGGCAAAGGGCCUCCAGGGCAAUUCGCAGGAUUUGGCGACAUUGACCAAGCUGAAGAAGGAGUUUGAGGAUGGAAUCAAGGUCAAUGAGCAAAACGCAAAAGAUGCUGUCAAGGGAUGUCAAUAG